Peromyscus leucopus (white-footed mouse) is the source of this 1703-nucleotide messenger RNA. RefSeq names its product general transcription factor IIA subunit 1 like (gene Gtf2a1l). The coding region runs from base 86 to 1528 and encodes 480 amino acids. The record is from RefSeq and is a predicted model, not a curated record. The transcript has 9 exons. Gene Ontology annotation, cellular component: transcription factor TFIIA complex. Lineage: Eukaryota; Metazoa; Chordata; Mammalia; Rodentia; Cricetidae. Gene Ontology annotation, biological process: transcription initiation at RNA polymerase II promoter; transcription by RNA polymerase II.
AACGAGCGCCGCGGUUCAAAAGCCAGCCUGGCGACUCUCUGCCACGCAGGCGCAGGCGCAAACGGUCGGGCGCAGAGCCGCUGGCAUGGCCUUCGUCAACCUGGUGGUAAGGAGGCGGCCCAAACUCUACCGGUCUGUGAUUGAAGACGUAAUUGAAGGUGUUCGGGACCUGUUUGCCGAGGAGGGCAUUGAAGAGCAGGUGUUAAAAGACUUGAAGAAGCUCUGGGAGACCAAAGUUUUACAGUCUAAAGCGACAGAGGACUUCUUCAGAAGUAGUGUCCACUCGCCCCUGUUCACCCUUCAGCUGCCACAUGGUUUACCGGCGCUGCAGUCCACAGCAUCGUUGCUGGUCCCCGCUGGUAGACCUCUCCCGAGUUUUACACCGGAAGACCUGAAUACCUCCAGCUGUGGUGCGAACUUUGCCUUUCCUGGCUAUCCGAUCCACGUCCCAGCGGGUGUGACCCUGCAGACCGCCUCUGGUCACCUUUACAAAGUUAAUGUACCAGUCAUGGUGACACAGACUUCUGGAAGAACAGAUAUUCUCCAGCACCCAUUUCAGCAAGUCCUGCAGCAGCUGGGGCAACCUUCACUCAUACAGACCAGCGUUCCGCCAUUGCACCCCUGCUCGCUCCCAGCAGCUCCCGAGAAGUCGCACCGAAUGGAACCUGUGCUGCUACAGCCUGCCAUUCUGCAUUCCACUCCAGUAGAGAGGAAACACUUAGAAAAUGCUACCACCGAUAGGCGUGGUCUCCCUGGAAAUGAGCAUAAGGCUGUGCCGGAAACUUUGCUGAGGCCACAGGAAAGCUCUCAGUACAUCAACCUUCCAGGUGUGGGGUUUCCGCCUCAUGUCACCCUAACAGAGUCUAGCCUGGAGCCGGUGCUGGGUGUCUCAGCAAACAUGACUCAGAACCUGCAUGGUGGUCCUUUCCCCCAGGGCCCUCAGGGAGCUCUCCAUCACCACAUGCUCGACACCCAACUUCAUGGCCUUAAAGACAGGAUGUAUGGAUGUGACUCCUUAAAGGAACUGAGGAAAACAGAGGAGCCCGGCAGCCUCCCUGCGUCAGAGAAGAAUUCUACUUCUGAGAGGGACCUGAAUAUUCAGGUAACUGAUGAUGAUAUUAACGAAAUAAUUCAAAUAGAUGGAACUGGUGAUAACUCUUCCACUGAAGAAGUGGGAAGCAUAAGAGACAUAGACGAGAAUGAGUUCCCAGGGAUCUCGGACGCAGGCGACCUUAAGGUGCUGGAGGAAGAAGCUGACAGUGUGUCCAACGAAGAUUCCACAGCCAACAGCAGUGACAACGAAGACCACCAAAUAGACACCAUGGAAGAGGAUCCUCUAAAUUCCGGAGAUGAUGUCAGUGAGCAGGACGUGCCAGACCUGUUUGACACAGAUAAUGUAAUUGUCUGUCAGUAUGAUAAGAUUCACCGAAGCAAGAACAGAUGGAAAUUCUACUUGAAGGAUGGUGUCAUGUGCUUUGGAGGGAGAGACUAUGUAUUUGCAAAAGCCAUUGGUGAGGCCGAGUGGUAAAUGCUAGAAGCUCAGUACAUCAGCUCUGUGAACCUACGUGGGACUGGUAUAUUGUAUGCUGUGAACCACAUUUUUAUUUUAUAUGUAGUCCAUCAAAGAGUUGAUUAACUUUUUGUUCACUAUAUGGAAUGAAAUAAAUUUAAUGAAAUAAAAUGAUAGUUCAAAUGCAGAUACA